AUGUUGCUUGCUAGGUUCAGCAUAAUAAGGUACACUUCUCAAAUUCUUCAUCCCUCGAUUUCGUUAUUGCCAUUUUCUACACAAACAGUUGAUCUAUUGAAUUCGGAUGACAAGAAACCUACGGAAAACAGUAUCAACAAGGACGAACGCCAUGUGUUGGAUCAAUUGUCUGAUCUUUUACCCAUCCGUCAUUGUAAUACACAUCCAAUCGGAAAACCUAGGUCAGAAUUGCACAAAAAUGUGGAGAUGUUGCUAUCACCUGAAGAUAAGUUGAGAGGGAUCUUCAUUCAGAAAUUGAAUGGGAAAUCUGAAAUUAAACGAGCUUUAACAGCAGCUGCUGUUGAUAUUGAAGUGACUACUGAUUUAGUAUCUAAAGUACUGAACAGAGGGAGUUUAGAUGGGGGAUCUAUGGUUGCGUUUUUCAAGUGGGCUAUCGAACAGGGGAAGGUAUUUGGGAAUGUUGAUAGUUAUAAUAUUGUUCUUAAAGGGUUAGGAAGAAGGAAAUUCUUUGAUUAUAUGAUCAAUUUGUUUGGUGAAAUGAAGGAGAAAGGUUUGAACCCUAAUCAUGAAACAUUGUUUAUUUUUAUGGAUAGUUAUGUUAAGGCCAAUCGAGUUUCAAAAGCUUUACAUAUGUUCAAGAAACUGGAAGAAUUUGGGAUGGAGUAUGAUUUGGAGUCUCUAAAAGUCAUGCUAAGAUGCCUUUGUAAUCGGUCUCAUGUAGCCACUGCAAGUUCUUGGUUGCAUAAAAUGAAAGAAAAGGUGCAGUUUGAUUGUGAGACAUAUAACAUACUACUAUGUGGGUUUUCCAAAUUUGGUAAGGUGGAUGAAAUCAAAAGGGUUUUGAAGGAAAUGGUGGAAGAUGGAUUUGAUCCUGAUAGUUUAACUUUUAGCUACCUUCUUGAGGGCUUAGGGAGAGCUGGUAGAAUCAAUGAUGCCAUUGACAUGUUCAUGAAAUUGAAAGAGAAGAAAAGAUGUGUGUUGAAUGUGAACCUUUUCAACUCAAUGAUCUUCAACUUCAUAUCAAUUGGAGAUAUUGAUGAAUGUUUGAAAUACUACAAUCUUAUGUUGAAUGAUAAUUGUGAACCAAAUAUGAACACUUAUAUUUCGAUAAUCUCUGCUUUUCUUAAAUCCCGAAGAGUAUCAGAUGCUAUUGAAAUGUUUGAUGAAAUGAUAGGUAGAGGGAUGAGGCCCACAACUGGGACAAUAACCUUGUUUAUUGAGUUUCUUUGUAGCUAUGGCCCACCACAUGCUGCUAUGAUGAUUUACAAGAAAGCAAAAGAUGCAGGGUGUGUGAUAUCAGUAAAUUGUUACAAGAUUCUGCUUAUGAGACUUUCAAGAUUUGGGAAAUGUGGUAUGCUUUUGCAGGUAUGGGAUGAGAUGGAAGAAGAAAGUGGUUGUUUUUGUGAUGUGGAAGUUUAUGAGUACAUCAUCAAUGGGCUUUGUAACAAUGGUCAACUUGAAAAUGCUGUGAUAGUUAUGGAGGAGUGUUUGAAGAAAGGGUUUUGUCCUAGUAGGCUUAUAUCUGCUAAGUUGAGUAACAAACUAAUUGCUUCAAAGAAAGUGGAAAUGGCUUAUAAACUGUUUUUAAAGAUGAAGAAAGGUCGACAUGAUGAAAAUGCACAGAAAUAUUGGAGAGCUAAAGGGUGGCAUUUUUGA
Messenger RNA from Lactuca virosa, 1656 nucleotides. Lineage: Eukaryota; Viridiplantae; Streptophyta; Magnoliopsida; Asterales; Asteraceae. The record is from the annotation of a GenBank genome assembly.